Cydia amplana is the source of this 908-nucleotide messenger RNA. It is a transcript of the gene Taf12, whose product is annotated as transcription initiation factor TFIID subunit 12. The record is from RefSeq and is a predicted model, not a curated record. Gene Ontology annotation, biological process: RNA polymerase II preinitiation complex assembly; DNA-templated transcription initiation. The coding region runs from base 106 to 633 and encodes 175 amino acids. Gene Ontology annotation, molecular function: DNA binding; TBP-class protein binding; protein heterodimerization activity. Gene Ontology annotation, cellular component: SLIK (SAGA-like) complex; transcription factor TFIID complex; SAGA complex. The transcript is spliced from 3 exons. Lineage: Eukaryota; Metazoa; Arthropoda; Insecta; Lepidoptera; Tortricidae.
UACUGUUUUUUUUACGUAAGUUUUCUUUUUGACAUGUAAUAUUAGUUGUUACAUUCAGUUUUGUUGUUCAAACAAAACUUUAACUCUUCUUAGACUUUGUGAAUAAUGUCAAACAACAUGAACCCAGGAGGUAAUAUGCCCUCGAUUGGAUCCAUGAAUCCUUCUAGUGCGAUCCAAUACGCGAAUAACCCGCUGCAGAGUCCGCAGCUACAGUCGAGCUCCAUCCAGAGCUCGCCGUCGCAACACAGUCCUAUGAGUAGCCAGUCGUCAAUUGGCACUAAAGUGAAUACGAGUGGUGACCAAACUACGCAGCUCCUCAGCAGACCCAGACUUCAGGAGUUGGUGAGGGAAGUGGAUCCCACUGUGCAACUGGACGAGGAGGUGGAGGAGAUGCUGCUGCAGCUUGCUGAUGACUUCAUUGAUACGUCUCUGAACGCUGCGUGUGCACUCGCCAAACACAGACAUGCUCCCACAGUGGAGUUGAGGGAUGUGCAGUUACAUUUAGAGAGACAAUGGAAUAUGUGGAUUCCAGGGUUCGGCAACGACGAGGUCCGGCCGUACAAACGCGCCGCCGUCACCGAGGCGCACAAACAGCGCAUGGCUCUCAUACGGAAAACUAUCAAGAAGUACUAGGAAAUUAGAUAUCUUUUUUACUCUACAGUACUACCAGUAAAAAUAUAUAGUAAUAGGAAAUGCAAGCAGGUAUUCUGUUCACACCAAAACAAUGAUUUAGGCUCCAUUCUCAUCUUUAUCAACUCAUAAAAUAUGUUUGAAAUAAUAAAAAAUAUGGACAGAAGGCAAACUUACGUUUUCCCUUUAUAAACUUGAAGAAUCAACAAUACAUACUUGAUAGUCCUGUACAUUAAUUGAAUCUAGAUAUGUCAAGCAAGACUAAUUAAAUUAGAAAA